CCUCCCCUUCCCCACGCUGUCUAAUUUUUUAUUUUUUUAUUUUUUUUUUUAUUUUUAUUUUCACUUUAUAGCUCUUCUUCUACAAAUGUCAACAUCUUCACAAAGACCAUUUUUAUCCCUUCCAAAGACUUAUUAUAUAUUAACAAAAGUACAAAAUAUAUCUGCUAUUGCAUUUUCAACAUUUACAGUUGUUCAUGUAAGUCAAUUACUUGCUGCUAAUGUCGGUGGUGUACAAUUAUCCAAUCGCAUGCUUAUGUUAGGAAGACCGUUUUAUCAAGAUCAACAUAUAGAAGGUCUUGUGAUAACUGGAGCUGCAGUGACACAUGCCAUGGCAGGUAUGGGCAAAUGGCUUAUUCGAUAUUAUUGGAGGACACCAAAUAACAACAACUCAACCUAUUCUUUACAUAGUCUCUCAGGCUAUUUGUUAAUACCCCUUAUGGGACUUCAUUAUAUUCUUGUACGUAAUUUACCUAAACACUAUUAUGGCGAUUCCUCCUUUAUCGAUUUUGGUUAUGUCGCUUGGGGUUUACAAAAUCGCCCUCUUUUCACUUCUAUUUUACAUGUAGGAUUGAUCAUGACAAGCACUUAUCAUAUCAUGAAUGGUUUCAAGUAUUUAAUAAAUGGCAAUAAGAAAAAAUCUACUCAUAAACAAAGAUAUCAAGUCAUAUUUGAAAGAGGCCUUGUUGCAUGCACUAGUUUAGCUCUUAUUUCAAGUCUGUUCAUCAUUGGAAAAGAAACAAAAAAGAUACCUUUACGUCUUGAUUUUGAAAAAAUAUAUAAACAAAUUUACAUUUAAACAAUAAUAAAAGUUUCCAUAAUUAUUAUUAUUAUCAUUAUCAUUAUUAUUACAUAAUAUGCAAAAAUUCUUUCUUUC
Cokeromyces recurvatus is the source of this 874-nucleotide messenger RNA. RefSeq lists its product as uncharacterized. Gene Ontology annotation, cellular component: membrane. Lineage: Eukaryota; Fungi; Mucoromycota; Mucoromycetes; Mucorales; Mucoraceae. The coding region runs from base 86 to 796 and encodes 236 amino acids. The transcript has a single exon. Gene Ontology annotation, biological process: lipid homeostasis. The record is from RefSeq and is a predicted model, not a curated record.